Tuber melanosporum (Perigord truffle) is the source of this 1181-nucleotide messenger RNA. RefSeq lists its product as uncharacterized. Gene Ontology annotation, biological process: ubiquitin-dependent protein catabolic process; protein deubiquitination. The transcript is spliced from 3 exons. Gene Ontology annotation, cellular component: cytoplasm. Gene Ontology annotation, molecular function: cysteine-type deubiquitinase activity. NCBI's taxonomy places the organism in Eukaryota, Fungi, Ascomycota, Pezizomycetes, Pezizales, Tuberaceae. Bases 329 to 1120 code for a protein of 263 amino acids. The record is from RefSeq and is a predicted model, not a curated record.
ACCAACCAUAACCAGUCCCAGCGAGCCCACUCGCUGAAUCGUGACUUUCAAGCCACAAACCUAAUACCCACCUCAUCCAGUGGGGUGUACCCGAGAACUCACUCUCAAUUUGAACCUAGCAUUCAACACAGUUUUCCCCAUUUCCUAGCCCCCUUCUUUCAACCCCAACCGGCCCCACCAGCUGCGGAAAACACGUCUCCCCUAGUCACACGUAUUUACCACUCUAGAUACUCUACCCGGAGCACCUCGCUCACCAUACGUCAAGACACGCGACGACACUGAACUCAAAACACCAAAAGACGCAACUCCUGAUCUCCUACAUACAGCCAUGUCAGACCCAGUCCAUUCACCGGAAGGGGGAGCAGCCGAAACCCCAAAUGCCCCGUCUGCACCCGUGGAUCCCCCUAAAGCUCGCAAAGCCUUUAUCCCUCUCGAAUGCAAUCCCGAGCUGAUGACCGCCUUGGUGCACGAACUAGGGCUGUCUGAGAGCUUGGCUUUUCAUGAUGUCUUCUCCCUUUCUGAUCCCGAACUUUUAGGAUUCAUCCCGAGGCCCGCUCUUGCGCUUCUACUCGUUUUCCCGGUUACUGAGAACUAUCGGCAGCACCGCAUCGCGGAAGAUGCAGGUAAAGAAGAAUAUUCAAAGCAGGGUGAUGGAGAAGAUCCGGUGUGGUUCAAGCAGACAAUCAAGAAUGCCUGUGGGUUGAUUGGUGUCUUGCAUGCGGUUUGCAAUGGGGAGGCCAGAAACAUGAUUGGCGGCGAUUCUUCACUCAAAGAGCUACUUUCAAAAGCCCUGCCUCUUCCACCUCUCGAGCGUGCCCAAGCUCUGGAGGACUCCCAAGAACUGGCAUCAGCACACAAGUCUGUGGCGACCCGAGGAACUUCUACAGUUCCAGAUGCUGAGGACGACGUGGAUCUGCACUACGUGUGCUUUGUCAAAGCGAAGGAUAAUCACCUUUACGAGCUCGACGGUUCAAGGAAGGGACCUCUAGAUCGCGGGGAUCUCGGAGAUGAUGAUGUCUUGAAUGAUCGGGCGGUGAAGGUGGUCCAGAGUUUCAUUGAUAGGGAGAAGGAGAGUGGGAGUCUCCAAUUCAGCCUUGUCACCUUGGCCCCGGCCCUGUAAUGAGGGACGGUACUCUACGUAGUGAAAACUUCAAUGCUACAUAAUUAUGGCGCCACGGAAA